CCUCUUAACAAUGUCAAAGAAUUCUCUUUGUAACACACAGCUGAUUUACACCUAGAUCUCUGGUUUCCGAAAAAUUCAUAUUCUGUGCAGAGAAUUUGUUGCAGCAAAGCAAUGGAUACCAAGAACAAUUCAUGGUUGAUGGUUUUUGUUCUUUUCAUGUGUUUCUCUCUAAAAUCGAAUGUAUCCUUUGGAGCUGACACCAUCUUUGCAAACCAAUCUCUCUCUGGUGAUCGAACUAUUGUCUCUGAAGGUGGGACCUUUGAACUAGGUUUCUUCAAGCCAGGUAAUUCUUCAAAUUACUAUAUAGGCAUCUGGUACAAAAAAGUGUCUGAAAAAAACGUUGUUUGGGUGGCAAAUAGAAACAAACCAAUUUCUGAUAGAUAUUCCUCAGUGUUAAGAAUAUCAGGUGGUAAUUUAGUCCUUUUCAACGAGUCCAGAAUACCAAUUUGGUCCACAAAUUUGAACUCCACCAACAGUACAGGUUCAGCUUCUAUAGAAGCAGUUCUUCUUGAUGAAGGAAAUCUUGUUUUAAGAAAUUGGUCGAGUAAUUCGUCGAUGCCUUUAUGGCAAAGUUUUGAAAAUCCAACUGAUACAUGGCUCCCUGGUAUGAAGAUUCGACGAAACAAGCGGACCAAGGAAAACCAACUUCUCACUUCAUGGAAGAACAAAGAAGAUCCUGCAUCUGGUCUCUUCUCUCUUGGGUUAGACCCAAGCGGACUUGAUCAAUAUGUUAUAUUGUGGAAUUAUUCCGAACAGUACUGGAGUAGUGGUUUAUGGAAUGGUCAAAUUUUCAGCAUGGUUCCUGAAAUGGUAUCGCGUCAUUUUUUCAAUUUCACCUAUGUGUCAAAUGAAAAUGAAAGUUAUUUCAUGUAUUUUCUUAUAGAUCCCAUCAUAUCUCGAUUUGUUAUGGAUUCAGCAGGGCAAAUUAAGCAAUUGUACUGGGCAGAUGCCAGCAAGACUUGGUUUCAGUUUUGGUCUCAACCGAGACAACCCUGUGACGUUUACGCUUAUUGUGGUCCAUUUGGCAGCUGCAAUGAGCAGACUCAGCGUUUUUGUGCUUGUUUGCCAGGUUUUAAACCAAAAUUAGACCAUGAUUGGAACUUGAUGGGGGAUCAUUCUGGGGGUUGUGUGAGGAAAACCCAACUGCAGUGUCAAAAUAAUAGUCUUGCCAAUGGGAAGAGUGACAAGUUUUUAAAAAUUUUUAACAUGGUAUUACCUAAAAAACCACAGUCUGUUCGGGUAGGGAGUAUCGCGGAAUGUGAAUCAACAUGCUUGAAUAACUGCUCUUGCACUGCUUAUGCUUAUGAAAACAACGCAUGUUCAGUUUGGGUGGGAGAUCUCUUGAAUCUUCAACGACUUGCACAAGAUGACACAGAUGGCAAAACAAUUUAUAUCAAGCUUGCAGCCUCUGAUAUUCCAAAUCCAAGAAAUAACAAGGGAACGGUGAUUGGUGGUGCUGUUGGGGGGUCAGCUGUUCUCAUACUUCUUGUAGGCCUCUUUGUGGUUGUGUACUUGAGGAGAAGGAGAACGAUCAAAUCAGCCAAAGCAGUGGAAGGUUCAUUGGUGGCAUUUGCAUACAGGGACUUGCAAAUUGCGACCAAGAAUUUUUCUGAGAAAUUGGGCGGUGGAGGUUUUGGUUCUGUUUUCAAAGGGAUGUUGCCCAAUUCAAAUGCCAUAGCUGUGAAGAGGCUUGAAAGCAUUAGUCAAGGUGAGAAGCAAUUUCGAACAGAAGUCAGCACAAUUGGGAAUAUCCAACAUGUCAAUCUUGUUCGGCUUCUUGGAUUCUGCUCUGAAGGUGCUAAAAAGUUAUUGGUUUAUGAUUUCAUGCCGAAUGGUUCUUUAAAUUCCCAUCUGUUCCCUGAAAAGGAUUUAAAGGUUCUUGAUUGGAAAACAAGAUACAGUAUUGCACUGGGGACGGCCAGAGGGUUGGCUUAUCUUCAUGAUAAGUGCAGAGAUUGCAUCAUACACUGUGACAUAAAGCCAGAGAACAUUUUAUUAGAUGCUGAAUUUUGUCCAAAAGUGGCAGAUUUUGGCUUGGCAAAGCUUAUCGGGAGGGAGUUCAGCCGAGUCCUAACAACCAUGAGAGGGACAAGAGGUUAUCUUGCACCAGAAUGGAUUUCAGGAGUGGCCAUUACAGCCAAAGCAGAUGUUUACAGCUAUGGUAUGAUGCUUUUUGAAAUUGCAUCUGGAAGGAGAAACUAUGAGCAAUUUGAAGACGGAAAAGUGAAAUACUUCCCAACUUGGGCUGCAAACCAAAUUGCCAUAGGUGAUGAUCUCCUUACACUAUUAGAUCCAAAGCUGGAGGGCACUGCUGAUGUAGAAGAGCUCUCCAGAAUUUGUAAAGUGGCUUGUUGGUGCAUCCAAGAUGAUGAAACUCAUAGGCCAUCAAUGAGUCAAGUGGUUCAGAUCCUUGAGGGGCUUUUGGAAGUGACGCAGUCUCCAGUUCCAAGAUCUCUCCAAGUAUUUGCUGACAGCCAGGAGCACGUAAUCUUCUUUACUGACUCGUCCUCAAACCAGAGUUCACAGUCACAGAUAAACAACACUUGAGACUGUUUCAUCUCAAGCUAAGAGCAGCACAUCCUCAAAAACUUCCUAAACAGGAGAAUCAAGUCGAUAUGUUUUCAGUUUUUUCAUAUUUGGUUGAAGAAUAAAUGUUUUGGCUUCUUGAUGUCAGUUUCAGGUCGGUGUAAUAAGUGGCUUAGUUGGUUUUUUUCUUUUUUUUCCUGGUUACUUUGUAUGUAUAUAUGUAUGUAUGUAUGUAUCCACGGAAGACAUGUUUCGAAUAGUAAUGUAUUUUGCUACUGCUGUUUUUGUAGUUAUAA
Molecule: messenger RNA, 2822 nt
Organism: Pistacia vera
Lineage: Eukaryota; Viridiplantae; Streptophyta; Magnoliopsida; Sapindales; Anacardiaceae
Product: G-type lectin S-receptor-like serine/threonine-protein kinase At2g19130
Exons: 2
Coding region: 112-2547 (811 amino acids)
Biological process (GO): protein phosphorylation; recognition of pollen
Molecular function (GO): ATP binding; protein serine/threonine kinase activity
Source: RefSeq, a predicted model, not a curated record